Messenger RNA from Limulus polyphemus (Atlantic horseshoe crab), 2038 nucleotides. Its product is annotated as succinate dehydrogenase assembly factor 4, mitochondrial-like. Gene Ontology annotation, cellular component: mitochondrion. The record is from RefSeq and is a predicted model, not a curated record. NCBI's taxonomy places the organism in Eukaryota, Metazoa, Arthropoda, Merostomata, Xiphosura, Limulidae. The coding region runs from base 165 to 545 and encodes 126 amino acids. Gene Ontology annotation, biological process: mitochondrial respiratory chain complex II assembly. The transcript is spliced from 2 exons.
CCACUAGGUGGUUUUCAGAGUAACGUCUGAAGCAACUGACUGCUUCAGUGAUGCUGGACGUUGAGUUGAUUGUAACUUUCCAGUACAAAUAAUACUAAUAACAGUAAAUAAGCAAAGGUGUACACUUUAUAAUCAAUUUAAUUGUCAUAGUUUAUGUGGUUAGAAUGCAUGCAAUCAGAGUUCUCAAGCGGAUGUAUUAUUUGAAGUUUACCAUGACAAACUACAGUAGAAUGGAUGUUAACCCAUUGGCCAUGACUUGUACAUACCAAUGGUUUUUCCAGAGAAGUCAUUCUGAUAGUAAUGUAAAAGCUCCAAACGUAUCAGAUGCUUGCAAAGAAGGGGGAAGAAUUUCCAACAUUUCUACCAGUAAGCCUGUAACAGAAAAUCAAAGUUCCAAAGUUUUGGAAGUGGGUGAAGAACCUGACCCUUAUGCUCCUUUUCCUGAUAAUGUUAACCCCAAAACUGGAGAAAUAGGAGGACCCAGAGGACCUGAGCCAACAAGAUAUGGAGAUUGGGAAAGAAAAGGAAGGGUUUCAGACUUUUGAAUUUAGAAAUGUAGAUUUUUUUUUCAGAAGAUAGAUUUUGCCAGAAGGUGUUUACAAGUGUCAAAUGAAUUCUCCACAUUGUUCAUCAACAUACUGCAAUAUAGUAAUAGAAGAACCAAUUAUAAUUAAUUUGUAAGCAGCAAAUAAAUAUUUGUUUUUAAAAAAAUAACUGUAGCAUCUAUUAUUUGAUUAUUGUCAUGAGAGUAUAAAUAUAUAUUAUUCUAUGUAAUAUAUAUGUAUAUUUUAUAUAUUCACAAAAAAUUGAAUUUUUUAUAGUUCCUGUUGUUCAACAAUUAACUAAAAUAGGCUAAUGUUGCUUGUCAUAUUAAUGUAACCUGUGCAAAAUGUUGAGAAGUGUAACUGAAAUUAUUCCGUGGUAUAGUGUAUGAAAUUAAAUUAGUUUGCAUUUAUUAGUAGAAGUAAUAAUUUUUUUAAAGAAACAGAAUAUUUAUUAUAUUUAACUGUAAUACGAUGGGAAAGCAAGCUUGUAAUCAACAGUUAUUCUGUAUUUCUGCAGUAAAAGCAAAAUUUUACAUGUAAGAACAUGAUCUUUGGCAGAUAUAUAAUCUACCAAACAUGAAAAAAUAAAUAUAUAGAAUUACAAAAAUUAAUUAAAAUAUAUUUUUUUUACACUACAUACUGAAAACAAUAACCAUUUUGCAUAAAGGGUGUAGACAGUAAUUUAAACAAAUAAAUACACUAGUAUAACCUCUUAUGUAAUAAUAGUUUCUCAAUUUCCUCAUUAAAAAGUUGUAACUACAAAUAUUGUUUCAAGGCUAGAUUUUUCAUGCUGUUCAGUAAAUUAGAGCAGUGGUUUUGACAGUAAACUUUAAAUGUAACUAUUGAAGGUUUACAGCACUUUAAUUGGGAUAGUAUAUGAAAUUGCACUAAAUAUAGUAAGGAUGAAGUGAAGCUUCUAUGUAAAUAUACGUAAUGUUUCCAAUGUCUAAUUAGUAAUAAGUGUGGAUUCUGAUACGUUGUCUCUGAACUAAACUAAAAGAAUAAAAUGAAAUUUGGAAUUGAAUAUCUCUGUAAAUAUUAGCAGCAUCUGAAGUUUUGAUCUUGUUAAACCUUCAAAGUUUUAUAUUUAUGGUUUCGGUAUGAUGAUGCAUAUUUAAAAACCUUAAUUUACCAUUGGUUAUAUGUGGAAGAAAUCUGUUUUCAUUGAAUUGGUUUUAAUGAUCUAGGGAUGUAGGUCAUGCAAAAACUUCAGUUUUUGGUUAUGUUCUGUCUGUUUAUUGGUGGCAAUAAUUCUUGUUUAUUACUUUAUAAUUUCAAAAUAGUAUUUUGAAAUCCAACAUUUUGGAACACUGUGAAAGUUAAUUUCUUUUACAAAUGAAUUUGUACAUACCCUUGCAGUUUUUUUCUUAGUGUUUGAAAUAUAUUCCCUUACAAUAUGUUAUACAUUUUCUGAAUACAAAUUUUUAAACUGCCUAUUACCUGUACUUCUGCAGAGUAAUGAAGAUAAAGUCAACACCGAAAGAUCAAACUUA